CAAAGCGAGACCCCGCCCCCAUUGGACUGGUAGCACCAAAGCAUCCCCUCCUGCUCUCCAACGCGGCGAAGUCCUCGAUCCAAACAAAAAUGAUAGGCCCCUCGUUAAGCCCCCAUGUUAGGCAACAUCCAGGAACCUGACUCAAUACUCCUCGCCGAGCUUGUAGUCGCCUAUAAGAGAAAAGCAAACCGGACCGGCUAAGGCUUUCUACGAGGUACAAUCUCGAGAGAUAUCACCAUGGCUAAACUGGCUCAGACGAUUACUGCUCCCAACAGCGUUCAAUACGAGCAGCCGACGGGGUUGUUCAUAAACAAUCACUGGGUUGAAUCAUCCAACAGGCAGACAAUAACAUCUAUUAACCCUGCAACUGAGCAGGAAAUCGUCCUUGUCUCCGCCGCGACUGCCGACGACGUUGACGCGGCCGUUCGGGCUGCGCGAUCUGCAUUCGAGAGUGAUGCCUGGCAAGCCCUCACAUCUACUGCGCGUGGAUCAUUGCUGCUGAAGCUUGCCGAUCUGGUUGAGAGCCACCAAGAAGUUCUCGCUACAAUCGAGACUACGGACAACGGGAAGCCAUUCUCAAGUGCACUCGGUGACGUGGAAGAGGUUGUCAGUGUUUUUCGGUAUUACGGCGGAUGGGCCGACAAGCAACACGGGCAGACUAUUGCUGCCUCCCGCACAAAGUUUGCUUACACGCUGCGCGAGCCAAUUGGUGUGUGUGGUCAGAUAAUACCGUGGAAUUAUCCUAUUGCCAUGGCCAGCUGGAAGCUCGGUCCUGCUUUGGCAUGCGGCAACACGGUCGUAAUCAAGGCUGCGGAAGCGACUCCCCUGUCAAUACUCUAUCUGGCCAACUUGGUAGCCGAGGCCGGCUUCCCGCCUGGUGUGGUGAACAUCAUCAAUGGUUACGGAGCAGAAGCCGGCUCUGCUUUGGUAGCGCAUCCAGAUGUGGACAAGAUAGCAUUCACUGGCAGCACUCUGGUCGGGAAACAAAUUAUGAAACUGGCCAGUACUGGUCUCAAAAACAUCACCCUGGAGACCGGCGGCAAGAGCCCUAUCUUGAUCUUCGACGACGCCCAGCUAGAGAAUGCGGUCAAAUGGGCACAUUACGGCGUCAUGGGUAAUAUGGGACAGAUAUGCACUGCAACAGCCCGCAUCCUUGUUCACGAAAAUAUAUACACGGCCUUCGUUGGAAGAUUCCUUGAAUAUCUUGCGAAGGUCUCAAUCAUUGGAGACCCUUUCGAGACUGAAACAUACCACGGCCCCCAGGUGUCGCGGCAACAGUUUGAGAAAAUCCUAGGAUACGUGCAGAGUGCCAAGGAUGAGGGCGCUACAGUUCUUACUGGGGGAGCAGUCGCCGACAGCCGCCCUGGUAACAGGGGUUUCUAUAUCGCGCCAACCGUCUUGGGUAACGUGCAGGAACAUAUGAAGGUAUACAGGGAGGAAGUAUUCGGUCCUGUUGCGACGCUCGUCCGAUUCAGUUCGGAGGACGAGGCAAUCCGGAUGUCGAACGAUACUGAGUACGGUCUCGCUGCUGCACUUUGUACAAGCGAGGUGACUCGCACCCAUCGAGUCGCAGGGAAGCUUAGGGCCGGCACUGUCUGGAUUAACUCAAACCAGAAUACCGAUAUACGGGUUCCCUUUGGCGGGUUCAAGCAGAGUGGGAUUGGCUAUGAGCUGGGGCAGAUGGGCCUGGAUGCUUACUCAAAUCUCAAGGCCGUUCAUGUCAACCUGGCGCUGCAGUCGUCUUUAUAGCCGCGCCUGCGAGGGCUAAUGGACUUGGAUUAUUCGGUUCUCUCUGCCAUACCCUAGAGAGUCUGGACAAGACAUUGGGGUACCUAUCGACGUGGACCAGCGGGUGAAGUGCUGAACAUGCUAAAGACACUGACAGUUUUCUCUUGGUGACUUUGUUUCCUUGUAUUCAAACUUGGCCCAUAUCUUUCUUACACCAUAUGAAUAAACAAUCAAAAUUUAUUUUACCU
Aspergillus calidoustus is the source of this 1976-nucleotide messenger RNA. Lineage: Eukaryota; Fungi; Ascomycota; Eurotiomycetes; Eurotiales; Aspergillaceae. The record is from the annotation of a GenBank genome assembly.